AUGGUUUCUGCCAGAAAACAAGUAGAGAUAGUGUACAAUCCUGAUGAAAGGAUAAACAAGCUGGCAGAUGAGGUGGACAAGGAAGCCGCUCCGGUUUCAAGGCUCACUCUAUUCUCACCUUGCAAGAUAAAUGUUUUCUUGAGAAUAACUAACAAAAGGGAAGAUGGGUUUCAUGAUUUGGCAUCUCUCUUUCACGUAAUAAGCCUUGGAGAUGUAAUUAAGUUUUCUUUGUCACCCUCAAAAGCUCAAGAUCGUUUGUCAACCAAUGUGCCUGGGGUCCCCCUUGAUGAUAGAAAUUUGAUUAUUAAGGCCCUUAACCUUUACAGGAAGAAGACUGGUAGCAACAAUUUCUUUUGGAUUCAUCUUGACAAGAAGGUGCCCACAGGAGCAGGGCUGGGUGGUGGAAGCAGCAAUGCUGCGACUGCACUAUGGGCAGCAAAUCAGUUUAAUGAUUUUCUUGCCACUGAGAAGGAACUCCAAGAAUGGUCGAGUGAGAUUGGUUCAGAUGUUCCCUUCUUUUUCUCUCAAGGAGCAGCCUAUUGUACUGGUCGAGGUGAGGUUGUUCAAAAUAUCCCUCCACCACUACCAUUGGACCUUCCAAUGGUUCUUAUAAAGCCCCAACAGGCAUGUUCAACGGCUGAAGUUUACAAGCGCCUUCAAUUGGAUAGAACUAGUAAGGCUGAUCCUGUUACUUUGCUGGAGAAAAUUUCAAGGAAUGGAAUAUCACAGGAUAUUUGCAUCAAUGAUUUAGAACCUCCAGCGUUUGAAGUUCUUCCAUCUCUUAAAGAUUAA
Messenger RNA from Prunus armeniaca (apricot), 792 nucleotides. The record is from the annotation of a GenBank genome assembly. Lineage: Eukaryota; Viridiplantae; Streptophyta; Magnoliopsida; Rosales; Rosaceae.